AUGGCCAUCGCUCAUGAUAUUUCAGCAGCCGUUCUGAAGCCUCGCCGACUGCUUCAUGGCAGUAUUACAUACUCCACCGCAAAAGAAUCUGAAACAAAUAUUCUUCACGAGCUGGGCUACUGGGACCAGGAGACGAAAUACUUCACUCAUUUGUACCGAAAUCGUGAUUUGAUCAAAUCAAUUGUUGCUCAUCAUCUUGGCUUGGAUUCGGCAGACAAAUGUCAUCUCGCCGAUCCUGAGGAUUGGAUGCACGGAAGCUUCAAUAUUUGCAUCCGAGUUGAUAUUGAUGGUUCAGAACAAAGUCCGAGGAAACAAGCGAUUGUUCGUUUUCCCUUGCCAUACCGGCUUGGAGAGAACAUCUGUCCUGGCAAUGCGGACGAGAAGAUCCUUUGUGAAGCCGGGACAUAUGCAUGGCUCCAGGAGAACUGCCCAGAUGUCCCUGUUCCACAACUAUAUGGAUUUGGAUUGUCCACUGGCCAAACUUUCACACUCCUUGAUAACUUGCCAUUCUUUCUCCGCUCUUUCCAGUACCUACGACGUCAACUGUUAACAUGGCUGGGCUACGCAGUCCCUUCUCGAUAUGUGCGGCAUCGCAACAAAAAUUAUGUCUCGCUUGGCUCAGGAUAUCUUUUGAUUGAGUACAUUGAUCGGUCGCGAGGAAGAAUGCUUUCCGAAACGUGGGCGGAAAGACGCCACAAUGCUGAGCUACGGACGAAUCUUUUCCACAGCCUCUCUCGUACCCUACUCUCUCUGAUGCGCACCCCGUUACCGAGAAUCGGUUCAUUUGUCUUGGAUGAGAACGGAUACCUGAGCUUGAAUAAUAGACCGCUCACACUCCAAAUCCAACAACUGGAAAAUGAACGGAUUCCUGUUGAUAUUCCGCGAAGCGUCACCUAUUCAACUGUUGACUCCUAUGUUAAUGACAUCUUCUCAUUCCACGAGAGCCGUCUGCGUCACCAGCCCAAUGCAGUCAGCCAUCUGGAAGACGGUUUCUAUCAGACAUCUGCAUUGAUGGUGAUGAGAAGUGUCUGGCAUUGUUAUUUUCGCCGCGAUCUCCUUCGCGGGCCAUUCUUCCUAAGUCUCACUGAUCUCCACCAGAGCAACAUCUUUGUUGAUGACAAUUGGAACAUUAAGUACUUUAUCGAUUUGGAAUGGGCUUGUUCUCGUCCGGUGGAAAUGAUCCAUCCUCCAUAUUGGUUAACUAACCAAGCCAUCGAUUUAAUCAAUGUCGAUGAGUACGAAAGUGUUCACAAAGAAUUCAUGGAGGCCUUUGCAGACGAGGAACAGAAAAUCACACCGGGGUCGGAGACACUAUGUUUGUAUCCCAUUUUACAGCAGGGAUGGGAGAGAGGAACGUUUUGGUGCUCUCUCGCGCUAAACAGCCCAACAGCAUUGUUCAAGAUUUUCUACGACUAUAUCCAACCGAGAUUCUCUAAGACUCAUGCCGAUGACACGGCAUUUUGGGUUGUCACUAUGCCUUAUUGGACGUUUAACACUUUCGAAUUCAUUGAGCAUAAAGUGAAAGACAAGGAACGAUAUGACGCAUCUUUGCGUGAAGCUUUCGAAUCCUGA
Molecule: messenger RNA, 1572 nt
Organism: Penicillium lagena
Lineage: Eukaryota; Fungi; Ascomycota; Eurotiomycetes; Eurotiales; Aspergillaceae
Exons: 2
Coding region: 1-1572 (523 amino acids)
Source: RefSeq, a predicted model, not a curated record